Messenger RNA from Betta splendens (Siamese fighting fish), 3484 nucleotides. Its product is annotated as protein Wnt-8a-like. The record is from RefSeq and is a predicted model, not a curated record. The transcript is spliced from 6 exons. Gene Ontology annotation, molecular function: frizzled binding; cytokine activity. Lineage: Eukaryota; Metazoa; Chordata; Actinopteri; Anabantiformes; Osphronemidae. Gene Ontology annotation, cellular component: extracellular region. The coding region runs from base 2231 to 3310 and encodes 359 amino acids. Gene Ontology annotation, biological process: neuron differentiation; multicellular organism development; cell fate commitment.
CAUACUCAGAUCUAUAAUAUUCAUGAUAUGGAAAAAUUCACACCUCAGAUUUUAUACAAAGAACUAAUAACACACUAGUUCUGAGCAGCAGCAGAAAGACAUGAUGCACCAAUAUAUAUUAGACAAAUCAUGAUUCUUGUUCUGACAUGUCCUGCUUGUCUUGUACUGCACAAUAAAUAUUUAAUUCGAAUGGGAAAUUAAUGCUUAUUAAGGAGCUUCUUUACUGAAACCAGCGCCAGGACGUUACUGGGGGCAAAGACACACAUUGUUUUAAAUUACAAAUAUAAGACAACCAAAAUAAAACAGACAAUUACAGUUUAUAUUGUUGUAUUUCACGGUGUUAUCGCCAAAUCUGACCCAGCAUCAGCCCGUCAGUUAUUUACGGCCCAAACUAUCCGCCUGCCUGGCGUCGCCAGUCUUGACACUCUUCCUCAACCUGUCAAGCUCGUCGCCUCCUGAUCCUUUAUUGCUCUAUUUUUCUCACCUCGCGCUGCCGUAAAUCACCCAUCAGCGCAUCCUUUGUGACUAAAUGUGUCCGAAAUGUCUCCUAGAACUAUUUGAUUUACUCACUUUUUGUACAUACUUUUUCACGUUGACAUUUUUUUUUUUACUUUCAGCUAUUUCAAGGAUAUUUCAAAACACGGUGACGCUUUCUCCGCACGUUUUAACGGCUGAGCUGGAAUAAACAUUAGUGUAGUUUUAAUUACACAUGAAGUAAAACAGAUUAUGGUCUGGUCAGUCUCAAUUACGAUAGUAACAGUACAUUUUCUCGUUUGUCUUAUACGGGUUUAAAACCAACCCACGUGAUUUAACCCUGUACGUUUCGAUUUUCAUCUAGAGCCAAUGUAGAAUCACACCUAGUUAGAUUAGCGCACUAUUGUUUGCGGGUUAUUGACCCAUUAAACCCGUUAAAGACGCUUCUAGCGGAGGACGAAUUAUGAAGCCGGCAGAUUGAUUUUUAUCGCUCCGUAUUAAGGUGUCGAGGCGCUCUGGUUUCGGUGGUACCGCGGAAUGAAUGUGGGUGAUCUCUAAUUAGCGAAGGAUUAUCCUCACCUACACGCAGCGUCUAUUGUACGGGGCGUGACCCACCCUCCUGCUUAUUGUGCGCAGCGCUGAGUGACUAGUUGUUUUGAGGGGUUUGAGUGACUUAACGGGGGAUCGGACAAGUGGAGGCCACUUAAAUGAACAACUGCAAUAUUAAUCAUUUACUGCUCAACUUACACUAAUAGUAUGACAUAGCAGAAACUGGCGUGGUAGCUGUUGAUGACAGCAGUGAUUAGAUAUAAAUCAAGGAUAAUUAGCAGAAUGUAACACAGGCUGCUGGAUAAUUCAAUAUAAUUUUAAAAUAAAGUAUCUAUCUCAUCUUAAACGUAGAAUACCACUUGACACUUGCAGCAUCCUAACAGAUUAAUAAUCCAUCAUUAAAAACUCUCAAACUGUGUGUUUGCACUCUUGUAAAUUCCAGACUUUUUUCACACCCAGUUGAGUCCCAGGGAAACAUCUAUUAUCCUAUUACCAGGACGAUGCCAACGUCGCCCAUGUGUGAGGCGCUAUUUACAUGACUAUAUACCGUCAGCUCCUGAAAGACUUUAUGGCUUUGUAGUCACUGAGUUCCCCCUGAGACACCGGUGCCAUUUCCCCCAACGUUUCCUAUUGCAUGCGAGGCCGCAUGUUGAUAUUCAGCGCCGCGUUUCCAAGUGUAACGUUGCGUUUUCAGAACUGAGGAAAUCAAGUCGCGCUACAUGCAUGCCUUGCAUGGUGCCUUGCUCAGAUUUCCAAACAAUAAACCGAUUGUCUUUUGCGCAUUUUGUGUUUUAGAACGCCGACGAGUUGUACGCAUAUGUGGUUUCAUUUGGAGCAUUAUUGGCGUGGGAUUAUAGUGAUUAUAUUAUCUUGAUAUGUUUUAGUAUUUAUAGGAAUCCGUACAGGAUCAUCUCGUGGGAACAACAGGUGAAUGAAUGAGGGGCUGGUCCACUGUCUGCUGCCCGUCUUUGAAGUGCGCCUACGCACCGACGGCUCCUAUUGGUCUGCAGAACGUGGCAUUCAAUGCGGUCGCUGAUGUAUUUUCACAGUGAAGCGUUACCUGCAGGACAAAUCUGUCAAUCAAGGGGCCGGGACCAUAUAAAUAUCAUCGGCGUGCAGUCCGCUUACAACUUCAGUUUUCCUCUUCCCUCUUGGGACUCACAUUCGGGAUAAGAAUAAACAGGCCCGGGCUCGGAACGCAGCUGCAAUGGGGCCACUCGAUCUUCGUGCACUCAUGGUUCUGUCCACGUGCUGUCAUUUUUCGACAGCAUUCGCUUGGACAGUGAAUAAUUUUCUCAUGACUGGACCAAAGGCUUUCCUGACAUAUGCCAGCAGUGUGCAAGUUGGCGCAAAGAACGGAGUUCAGGAAUGUAAACAUCAGUUCAUGUUGGAGAAGUGGAACUGCCCAGAGAGCACGCUGCAGUUAUCUACACACAAGGGCCUUCGAAGUGCCACACGGGAGACCUCUUUUGUCCACGCCAUCAGUGCGGCUGGAGUGAUGUACACGCUCACCAAAAACUGCAGUAUGGGAGAUUUUGACAACUGUGGCUGCGACGACUCCAGAAUAGGACAGACAGGUGGCAAAGGGUGGAUAUGGGGAGGCUGCAGCGAUAACGUGGCGUUCGGAGAGAAGAUCUCCAAACAGUUUGUGGACGCACUGGAAGACGGACACGACUCGCGCGCAGCGGUCAAUCUCCAUAACAACGAGGCCGGCAGACUGGCGAUCAAAGCCACCAUGAGGAAGGCAUGUAAGUGCCACGGAGUGUCUGGCAGCUGUAACAUCCAGACGUGCUGGAUGCAGCUGGCCGACUUCAGAGAGGUGGGCAACUACCUUAAGAUGAAGCACCAACAAGCGAAGAAGCUGGAAAUGGACAAGAAGCCCGUGAGAGCUGGAAACAGCGCGGACAACAGAGGGGGCAUUGUGCAGGCUUUUAAGAGCAUCCCGCCGACGGAGCUCAUUUACCUGGAAGAUUCUCCGGAUUACUGCUUCAAGAACCAGAGCCUGGGACUCCAGGGCACGGAGGGCCGCGAGUGCGUGAAGGGAGGCAAGGACGCGUCCCAGUGGGAGAGGAAGAGCUGCCGCAGGCUGUGCUUCGACUGCGGCCUCAGAGUGGCGGAGAAGCGCGUCGAGGUCGUGAGCAGCUGCAACUGCAGGUUCCAGUGGUGCUGCACGGUGAAGUGCGACAAAUGCAAACAGGUUGUGACCAAAUAUUACUGUGCGCGUCACGAGGCUGGAAGGAAACCGCAGAAGAAGACAAAGCGGCGACAGCGCGCGCGCCGCCACUAACUACAGUGACUCUGGCUUUUCAUUCAGCUCAACAUUCAGACAUUGAUUAGUUUUAGACUGUGGACAGUAAAACUAUUUUCAUCUUGAACUACUACACCACCCUGAACUUUUUAAUGCACUUUAUUAUCGUUUGGACUCUGUACAUAACUUUUACUUAAUAAAUAUUUAUAGACG